This is a messenger RNA of Pseudoliparis swirei, 2219 nucleotides long. It is a transcript of the gene faim2b, whose product is annotated as Fas apoptotic inhibitory molecule 2b. The transcript is spliced from 12 exons. Lineage: Eukaryota; Metazoa; Chordata; Actinopteri; Perciformes; Liparidae. The coding region runs from base 208 to 903 and encodes 231 amino acids. Gene Ontology annotation, cellular component: membrane; Golgi apparatus; endoplasmic reticulum. The record is from RefSeq and is a predicted model, not a curated record. Gene Ontology annotation, biological process: negative regulation of apoptotic signaling pathway.
UCCGCACACCCAGACAAAGUCAGAGCAACAACUAAUCUACAAACAACCUUUUAUGGUCGCAGCUCGCAGUGUUUCGGACCACACAAACCACAUUAAACAAGAGGCGCUGAGAUUUCUUUCAUAUCUUAGAUUUUAAAAUCAAGGCUAAUAUUUUACUUGUGACUGACCUUCCUCAUCAUCAGCAACUCAAAGGUGUAAGGGGAAAUUAUGAAGAAGGAAAAGCAGGUGGGUGAGGAUAAUGAGCCGCCCAGCUAUCGGGAGGCGACUGUAGGCUAUGAGGAGAUGGCGGCCCAGUUUGUAUGGGACGACAAGAACAUCAGGCGGACCUUCAUCAGGAAGGUCUACGCCAUUCUCAUGGUUCAGCUGUUAGUGACAGUGGCAAUUGUUGCUCUCUUCUCAUUUUGUGCACCCGUGAUAUAUUUUAUCCAGACUCAUCCAAGCUUGUACAUGGCAUCUUAUCUAGUUUUCUUUGUCACUUACAUCGCACUGUCCUGCUGUGGAGAGCUGAGGAGGCAGUUUCCUUGGAAUAUCAUUUUGUUAGUUCUCUUUACUUUGAGCAUGGCCUUCAUGAUGGGAUUCAUGUCGAGCUUUUACAAUACCAAAUCAGUGGUGCUGUGUCUGGGAAUCACAGCACUAGUGUGUCUUUCUGUCACCAUCUUCAGCUUCCAGAGCAGGAUUGACGUCACAUCCUGUCAGGGCCUCCUGUUUUCUCUGUGCAUGGUCAUGCUUCUCUGUGCUUUCACCUUCUCCAUUGUCGUCCCUUUUGGAUAUGUUCCCUGGUUACAUGCCAUCUAUGCUUCGCUAGGAGCCAUCGUCUUUACUCUGAGUCCUUUUGACUUCACGUCUCAUAUCUGCCUGAUGGAUCAUCGAGGUCUGGGUCGUGGAAUUCCUGCUCCUGACUAGCCACUGUCCUGUUGAGACUCCGCCCACUGUUGAGACUCCGCCCACUCCUCCUCCCCACCGCCAUCUGCCUGAUGGAUCGUGGAGGUCUCCAUCGUGGAAUAUGCCUACUAUGAACUAUUCAUACACUCUGCCACAUUCAUUGAAUGUAUUUUAACUCUAAAUCUGUCCUUCUGUACACAUUACAUCUAUUGCACCUGUCCAUCCUGGAGAGGGAUCCUCCUCUGUUGCUCUCCUGCAGGUUUCUUCCCUUUUUUUCCCCCUGAAGGGUUAUUUGGGAGUUUUUCCUGAUCCGAUGUGAGGUUUUGGGGCAGGGAUGUCUAUGUGUACAGAUUGUAAAGCACUCCGAGACAAAUUUGUAAUUUGUGAAAUUGGGCUAUACAAAUAAACUGAAUUGAAGCAACAACAGCAGGAGGUAAAGACCCAGAUGGUGUCAAUAAUACAUCCAUCCACUCGAACGGUUGUCGUAAAUCAAAAACACUGUUCACCGCAUCACUGAAACAAGAUUUUUAUUUAAAAAAAGGGAAAACGACAUAUGAAAAUUCAAAGAGAAAACCAAGAAAGAAGGAAAAUCUUAUCUCAAUCAAUAAAAAAAAGACAAGUUACAGAAAAUCUAGCAACUCUGGCACAGGAAGACAAAAAUAGCCAAGUGGCUUUGCAAAAUAACCAAAUAUCAAAACCUAUUUCCUCUUAACAAAACUGUACAAAAUGAGUUCUUGUAUAAAUAAGAAAACUGUUCACAAGCAGGGAGCAAGAUGAGCCCAUCAGAUUUUCAAAACAUCUGGGAUUAAUUUACACAAGUUUUUAAUAUUUUUUAUUAAAAAGUGUCAUCAUAAGACAACUAUUAUGGGGUCUAAUCAUGUAAAAUACAAUGUUAACUGCUCAUUAGUAAACCAGAAAUUAAAUCAUGAAAUUAUGACUGAAAAUCAAACAAAUUAGGGUUACUGCGUAUUUACCAAAUAAAAAUAAAAAGGGGCAUUUAGAAAAUUCUGAAUGGGCAACAUCAAACCGCCUGUUUGGAAAUCCUGUUUUAGCAGCAAACUAUUUUGAAGCUAUGAAAUAAGCCAUCAAAUCUACAUAAAAAUUUACAAAAAGAGCAUUUUCAAAUUGGUGUGGACUAAAAAUAAUAAGUGCAACGAGAUUUUUGUAUUUCUAAAUAUUGUUUGUAGAGCACACCAUUGAUCUCAGUAUUUCUACAGUUUCAGUGAAAUUUAAGGUUUUAUCAUUUCCAUGAUGCUAAUUAUUUUGGAGCGUCAUGACUGUAAUGUUAUCUCUGCUGACAAGUUGGAAAAAAUAAAAAAUAAAAUAAAUAAACACGU